Molecule: messenger RNA, 864 nt
Organism: Saccostrea cuccullata (small rock oyster)
Lineage: Eukaryota; Metazoa; Mollusca; Bivalvia; Ostreida; Ostreidae
Product: multiple epidermal growth factor-like domains protein 10
Exons: 5
Coding region: 67-819 (250 amino acids)
Molecular function (GO): scavenger receptor activity
Source: RefSeq, a predicted model, not a curated record
AAUGCUUUAGACAGAAAUUAUGAUUCGUGCACCAAAACUCGUGAAAUUGGUCAAUCGUCCUUAGGCAUGGAAACAUGGUGGAACGUAGACCUUGGACAAAUCUAUAGUGUGUUUAGCAUCAGGAUUUUAUUUAAAGAUUAUGGUGAAGAAUACGUGUUGAGACAGAGAAGUCGAUUCGCAGGAUUUUCUUUGUAUCUAUCAAACUCCAGCAAUAGAAAAGAAGGAAAAAGAUGUUACAAAGAUGGGCCAGACUUACCUCCCUUAGACUUCGAAACAACCUGUACCGGAUAUGCUAGAUAUGUAAUUUUUUACAACGAAAGACGUCCCAAUGAACCACUUUCUUUCACUGAACUCUGUGAAGUUAUAGUGCAAGGGUGUUAUCUUGAUGGUGUUUAUGGAGAAAGAUGCGAUAAAAAAUGUCCGGAGUCUUGUCAUGAAGAUAAAUGCGAAAUCGUUACUGGGGCAUGUUUUGCAUGCAAACGAGGUUUGCAAGGGGAAAAGUGUCGAAAACCCUGUGAUUCCGGUUAUUAUGGGGAAUUCUGCUCAAGUAAAUGCUCGUCCAAAUGCAUUAAUAAUUGUGACCACCUUGAUGGAACCUGUAUUUGUUCACAUGGACUACGGGGAUCCCCAAAUUGUACAAAAGGCUGUCCUACCGGGUUCUAUGGACCGAACUGUGGCCAUAUUUGUAGUCAACACUGUAAACUUAACAGCUCAUGUGACAGCAUUAAUGGUACCUGCCCACUUGGAUGCAAAGACUCAUAUUGGGGUUUAAAAUGUGAUGUUCCAAGUAAGAUAGUUAUUUUCGUAACAUCAAAAUAAUUGAUUUUGUUGUGAAAUGACAAUGAAUAGAAUUUAUGCAAAAGA